GAGUUGAGAGAGAUGGAUAAGGCGAGAGUUAUGUCUUUGGUCUCUGCAAAUCUUGUGAGAGGCAGUUUCAUUUUAGGUUCAUCCAGGUUUAAGCCAUGGUCUACACGGCUAAUGACCGCGGCGAAAUCGGUUUCGUGUACUUCUAAGCCGGUUAGGGGGUUAACCAACUAUAGUACGGGGGUUCAUUUUGUUAGCCAAACCGGUCCACCGGAGAUUCAAUUUCCCGGUUCGGAGGAAGAGGUACCUUCACGGCCGAGUAGAGGACCAGAGUUGGCUCCAUUAGAAGUCCCGGAGCUUCCUAAUAUACCGGAGAUCAAACCGUCGGAAACUCCACCGGAAGUUACUACGGUUCCAAGUGAUCCACCACCGCUUGGACCGCCGCAGACACCCGGCCCCGAGUUUCCGGUUCCACCGUCUUCAUCUCCACCGAUGCCAGAUACUCCAAACCCUCCGACGCCAGAAUCACCACCUGAUGUGCCUCCAAAUUGGGAACCGCCUCGUCCACCGGAGAUUCAACCGCCAGGAAUCGACCCACCUCCGCCUCUAGGACCAACCAUCAUGUAGCUCUUAUAUGUUUCUGUCUAAAUUAGUUUUGUUUGCUUACAGUUUAUGUUUCCAGGGUUGAUCACAGUACACAAUAUGUUUUUCAUUUAUAACACAAUAAUAAGCAAAUAUGGUACAAAGCAA
Camelina sativa (false flax) is the source of this 687-nucleotide messenger RNA. RefSeq lists its product as uncharacterized. The record is from RefSeq and is a predicted model, not a curated record. NCBI's taxonomy places the organism in Eukaryota, Viridiplantae, Streptophyta, Magnoliopsida, Brassicales, Brassicaceae.